AAAGCCACUGGUGCGUGGUUUUUGGCGGUAAAUACAGUUCGCGACUGCCCGUUCUCGUACUUGAAGAAGUUGAAUGAACGCCGUCUUUGAGCGCUUAUUAUGCGAAGCUUACAACGAGAGUUAUUGCGAGCGAAGCGGUCAUCUCUGUGAGUGCCGCGGCAUGCGGCUCCCGUCUGACACUUCUGUGAAGCGGGCGCUCCAUAGAGUUAAAUGUUAUCACUCCGUGGCGGGCGCCGUGAGCAGCUGGAGUAUCAACUGUGUGUUUGCCUAGUUUCUUCGUAAGUGCUGUGCGCUCGUUCUUGAAAUGAACUACAACUCUUGGAACAACCGGGGGCGCGGGCGGUUCCGACGGCGGGCCGCUGGACCGAGGUUCGCUCGGCAACGGCGACGUAUCGUCGAUCCGGAAGACUCGGACGGCAGUCAAGUCGACGAUCGAGCCGCGUCGUCUUCUCCUCGAUUUGGCAACGACUCACACCGUCGUCGCAUAUCUGCGCAGCAGUCGCCGUACCCGGGCUGGCAUUUCUACUUUCCAAACGAAGACUACCCUCCCGACGAGAGCGUCUCGCAGAGGCUUAAGCUUCUGGAGGCCUGUUUCGCCGAGAGGGUCUCCAAAUUCGUGGCACCCACUGGUGUUGUCGACCGUUCCCGGAGCUCGUACGAAGUCCGCGUCGACGAAAUUGCCGACGAUGCUGGAGUCAAGGAGGAUUGGCCCGAUCUGAAGGAGUCCCUGAAGUGCCGCCCUCACGACGUUCUGAAACUUCUGGGUCUCGCAUUGCACCAGACAUUGUCUAAACAUGACCAAAGUCAAAUGGAUAUCGACGCGGUCGACCCCUUGCCUGAGUUGACGGUUCGCAUUGCUGGGUUCGGGCCGUUGACGCCGCUACGUGAUGUCCGCAGCAUGACCUGCGGCCGCAUGGUGGCCGUUCGUGGCACAGUAGUUCGCGCAAGUGAAGUGAAGCCGCAGUACCGCGCGAUUGGUUUCACUUGCUCUGGUUGCGGGACUGAGCAAUCUGUUGCGCAACCUGGUGGCUACUUCACGGUGCCCACCUGCUGCCCGGAGAGGGGUUGCCGGUCCAGGACCUUUCAGGAGCAGGCGACAUCGCCCUUGACCCAGCUCGUCGAUUGGCAGUCGCUGAGACUGCAGGAGUCAGAUGAGGGCACAGAAGGCGGUCGAAUACCACGCAUCAUCGACUGCGAACUGACCGACGACCUGGUCGGGUCAGCUGUCCCCGGUGACAUGGUUACAGUGGCGGGCAUCGUGGAGCUUGCACGCUGCGAUGGUCCUUCAAGUUCGACCGGUCCCCUUGACUGUUAUCUGGUGGCAAAUCACGUUCUAGGUGAGCAGCGCGAGCCGGUCAUCACUACCACUCCGUCGGGACCCGACCUCGGUCGUCAGGACUACUACGCCAUCGAGGCAAUCCACGACAAGCCGGAUUUGUUUCGCCUCCUGGUGAACUCGCUGUGCCCUGCCAUUUACGGCCAUGAGAUCGUGAAGGCCGGCUUGUUGCUGGCUCUCUUUGGAGGAGUGAGGCGGUACUCGGACGAUCCUGACCACGUGCCCGUGCGCGGUGACCCGCACGUUUUGGUCGUGGGUGAUCCCGGGCUGGGAAAGAGCCAGCUUCUGCACGCCUGUGCCCGAGUGGCACCCAGGGGGGUCUUCGUGUGUGGCAACACCGCCUCCAUAGCGGGCCUCACCGUCUCCGUCGGUCGUGGCUCAGCCGGCGAAGCCUCACUCGAGGCGGGGGCCCUGGUUCUUGCCGACAGGGGUUGCUGCUGCAUCGACGAGCUGGACAAAAUGUCGACGGCGCAAGGUGCCCUGCUGGAGGCCAUGGAGCAGCAGUGCGUGAGCAUAGCCAAGGCCGAGCUGACGGUGUCGCUGCCCGCCAGGGCUGGUGUGCUGGCGGCCGCCAAUCCCGUCGGAGGCCACUACAACCGGGCCAAGACGGUGGCCGAGAACCUGCGCAUGGGCAGUGCACUGCUGUCGCGCUUUGAUCUAGUCUUCAUAUUGUUAGACCAGCCGAAUGCCGAUCUUGACCGGCGUCUGUCCGAACACGUUAUGGCAAUGCACCUGAAGAAGUCCAGUUCACUUUCAUCGUGCCAGCUGCUGUUGGAGGGAGCAAGCGACACUCGGGCGUCAACAACCUCUCAGACGCCGCAGCCAUCAAACUCGCUCGCGCAACGUCUUCGUGGGCCCGUGCCAGACCCUAUUCCAGCUCCACUGCUGCGGAAGUACAUCACGUAUGCACGCCAAUAUGUGCAGCCAACCUUGAGCAGUGAAUGCGCAGCGCACUUGCAAAAGUUCUACCUCCACCUGCGCGGUAUUCGGCAAGCCGACUCCGUACCUAUAACGACCCGUCAACUUGAAUCCUUGAUACGGCUGACCCAGGCCAGGGCUCGCCUCGAACUUCGUGAAGAGUGCACAGCUCAAGAUGCCCUCGACGUCAUCGAGCUCAUGAAGCACAGUAUUGCGGACACUCAGAGUGAUGGGAUGGGAUCCGUGGACUUCAGGCGCUCGCAGCACGGUUCCGGCAUGAGCAAGCCUGCUCAGGCACGAGCGCUGGUGAGUGCGCUCACCAAGGAGUCACAGCGAACGGGCAACCGAAUCUUCACCACGAGCGAGUUGAGGACUGUGGCCGAGCAGCGGUGCGGCAUACUGUCGUCAUCGGUGCGUGUCAUUGUUGAUGCUUUGAAUGACCAAGGCUUUCUUCUCAAGAAAGGCUCUGGGCGAUAUCAGUUGCAGACAACCGAUUUCUAGUGGGGAUUAUUCAUUAUAAAGGUAUGUAGCCCCCUUUCUAGAAAUAUUUUUAAAUUUUGAUCAUAAGUUGAUUGCUUUGUGUCUACCUUCAGAAGGGCACUUUAAAAGACCCUUCAAAUGUGUUAUGUAAAAAAAUGAAAACUAAUUAAGAAUUAAUCACCAAUAUAACCCAAACUAAGCCCAUCACGCCAGCAGUCAUAACUACUGAUCCAACCACACGAAAGGAAAAUAGCUUGGCAGCACUGUAGUUGUGUAUGUAGGCUGUGCAAUGAGCCAGGAUUAUUGCGCUACCAUCAUUAUUACGUAUCUCACAACCCUAAAACUAAAAAAAUUCUGGCUUUUCAGGUGGUUGCAUUUCAAUUGAAAUCCCAUAACAUCAAGACAUAUUCCCGAUUUUCAGUUAUGCUAGGUGAUUGCAUAGCUUAAUGUCUCAAAAAGGAGCAUGGUUUCAUUGUGAAAUAUUGGUUUGCUCAAAAGUUACGAGGAAGUGGACGCAGGAUUACAGUGUCACAUGAAAAUAUUUGCUAGGUCAUCACUAGGCCCGAAAUUGUGUUAAUAUGCAGGCCACGUUUUGUUUGCUAAAGGCAGAAAAAGCUGUUGCACAAAUUUAUACAGGUGUAAACUUCUCAGUGUUCGUAUGUGUAUUACUAAUGCGCUAGCACACCAGUCUUUAGUGCACCGGUGCAGGGCAGACUGAUUGCUAGGGCGUUAUUAU
Rhipicephalus sanguineus (brown dog tick) is the source of this 3470-nucleotide messenger RNA. Its product is annotated as DNA helicase MCM8. Lineage: Eukaryota; Metazoa; Arthropoda; Arachnida; Ixodida; Ixodidae. Bases 305 to 2755 code for a protein of 816 amino acids. The record is from RefSeq and is a predicted model, not a curated record. Gene Ontology annotation, molecular function: ATP hydrolysis activity; single-stranded DNA binding; ATP binding. Gene Ontology annotation, cellular component: MCM complex; nucleus. The transcript has 8 exons.